Molecule: messenger RNA, 405 nt
Organism: Raphanus sativus (radish)
Lineage: Eukaryota; Viridiplantae; Streptophyta; Magnoliopsida; Brassicales; Brassicaceae
Exons: 4
Coding region: 1-405 (134 amino acids)
Biological process (GO): regulation of DNA-templated transcription
Cellular component (GO): nucleus
Source: RefSeq, a predicted model, not a curated record
AUGGAUGGACCCAACUCAUCGUACUCUCCCUUCGAGUCUUGCCGUGUUCUGUCGCGGGUUCUUGACCCGAGAUCGAUGAGUUACGAAGGCCAAACUCGCCUCGAAAUUCGUGGUGAGGUUGCCGUUUGCAAACAGGGAGAGUUAAGGGCUGAGCAGAGACAUAGUAAUCCGGCGGCAGAUUAUACGGUUGCGGUGGCGGAGGAGGAGGAAGAAGAGAACGAGUGUAACAGCGUAGGGAGCUUCUACGUUAAAAUGAACAUGGAGGGAGUUCCAAUUGGGAGAAAGAUCGAUCUCAUGUCUCUUAAUGGCUACCAUGAGUUAAUCAGAACCCUAGAUUUCAUGUUCAACGCAUCCAUCCUCUUUCAGAGAGGUUUCCGUUUGAAGCUGACUUGCGGUUUGAAUUAA